Molecule: messenger RNA, 1154 nt
Organism: Cherax quadricarinatus
Lineage: Eukaryota; Metazoa; Arthropoda; Malacostraca; Decapoda; Parastacidae
Source: RefSeq, a predicted model, not a curated record
GGCCGUUCAUUGAGUUCACCUGUGCAGUCCUCUGCGUGAGGUGGCGCCGCUCUAGCGGGCGGCGAUGCAAGGCUGGCUGGCGGCGAGGAUUCAGGGUUGAGGCGGCGAGUCAGUGUUGUGUGGACGCGUGAGGGGAUAUCAGCUCGCUCGUCGCUCCUCCACACGCUUCCAGCCACACUCAUGCUCGCUCGCUAACUCGUGCGCUCAACCAUGAUGGAAAUGUUAUAACUAUACUUGGGGGCGCAUGAUGACCAUAACUGCAUGAUCUGUCAUGACGUAAUAUUCUCUGACUGGACGUAGGGUUAUGAUAAUUACUACGUGGUGUCCCAGUGUCCCUUGUGUCCCUGUGAUGUGUGUCGUGUUGAUGACGGCGGCCUAGGGGGGAGCUAGGGGGCCUGCACCUCCUGGUAUUUUCCUUUACCCCCUGGGCUGGAGUCUGUCUCUAGCUACUGCUGUCGGUGUUCGUGUGUGUGUUCUAGGGAGGGGCGGGAGGAAUCUAGUGGACCUGUCACGGGUGUUCCUGUGUCCUCAGGCGUCUGUGCCUCAUGGAUUGCAUGGCAGAGGUAAUGCCUAGGGGCCGCUGCAAUACGUGGCCCCCACCCAACCAGGAAGACCUUUCCCCCCACCACUAUUUUCCUGCUACACCUGUGGCGCCCCAACAUGCCCACCAGUACCCAGUACUGGGCGAGGGCGCUGGGUGCUCGGUAACACCGGCGGCCGCGGUGCCCCCCAGCAGCAGUAAGAAGGGCGGCAGCACCCGCAGGAACGCCUGGGGCGGCAAAAGCUACGCCGACCUCAUCACCUCAGCUAUCAAUUCUGCUCCCGAAGGACGCCUAACCCUGGCUCAGAUCUACGACUGGGUGGUGGCCAACAUUCCCUACUUCAAGGACAAGGGCGACUCCAACUCCUCGGCUGGAUGGAAGGUAGGUACACCGCGCCUUCACCAGACGGAGCCCAACCUGAUAUAUGCCAAGGUUACCCACUCAAUCCAACCUUCCUGGUUCAACGUAACAUUGAACAAUAUCACUUCAACCACACCUUCUUUAUAAUUCGCAGUAAAAUGAAUUGCUAUUUUUUUCAGCCAUAUAUUUUGAAAUGUAUAUCUCGCUUAUUAUAAAUAAAUGAUACUGGGAUGCUCCAACGAGAAGCGAAAA